This is a messenger RNA of Anopheles nili, 4473 nucleotides long. It is a transcript of the gene wts, whose product is annotated as serine/threonine-protein kinase Warts. Gene Ontology annotation, biological process: peptidyl-serine phosphorylation; positive regulation of apoptotic process; regulation of organ growth. Gene Ontology annotation, molecular function: ATP binding; protein serine/threonine kinase activity. Bases 1 to 4146 code for a protein of 1381 amino acids. The record is from RefSeq and is a predicted model, not a curated record. The transcript is spliced from 7 exons. NCBI's taxonomy places the organism in Eukaryota, Metazoa, Arthropoda, Insecta, Diptera, Culicidae.
AUGAAUGGAAAAGGCGGCAAAGUUCCGUUGUCAGUGGCUCGCCACUCGACGUACAACGCGAUAGCUCUGGAGCAAAUAAAAAAUGAAUUGAUGCCGUACGAGACGGGUCAGCCGCUGAGUGGAAGUCAGAUCGCCGCACCGCUGAAGCGCAAACCAAGCAUCGAAAAGGAUGCCCCCCAGUCGCCGCUGCAUAUGCAGCGAACCAGUCCAGCGCUCGAUUCCGGCGCCGGAAGUUCCCGCUCGAACAGCCCGCAUUCGCAGCAACCGUUCUCGGCGGCGCUGGGACGCAGCUCGCAAUACUCACCGUCGCCCUGCCCGACCAACUUUAGCGAUGCGCCACCGAUACCGCCACCGCGCUGCUCCUCGAUGCCGUCCACGCCUCAGCCACCGAACCCGAUGCAUCUGUUGAAGCGCAUGUCCCCGGCGUCGGUGGCGUCCGGACGGAACGGUCAGUUUGGUGGCGCAUCAUCGCAAUCGCCCGCCCGUGGUUCGUCUCCGAUCGCGAGCACCGGCAACCACCAGCUACGCCAGCCCAUUAUCGUGCAGAACGGGCCGCAAGUGCAGCAGCAGCUCAGUCAGCAGAUGGCAGUGUACACGGGGAACGAGCCGCCACCGCCGUACCCCCAGAUUGGCCCGUCUUCCCCGCCCAACUAUCUGACGUCGUUCCACAGCCGCCAGAGCCCGACGCAAUCGUCCCAGUCGGACUUCCGCAAGAGCCCCAGCUCGGGCUUUUACUCGAACGCGUCCAUCGGCUCGUCCAGUCCGAUCACCGUGUCGCAGGGUGGCAGUUCCGGCGUAGGUGGUGGAAAUGGCUCCGCCACCGGGGGCUCGAUACAGCGGCCGAUUCCGCUGCAACCGAAACCCUCAUCUGUGCAUCCAGCCCCGGCAAAGGCGGCCCAACAUCCGAUCAUUAUGCACUCGGUAAAGUCCACCCAGGUGCAGAAACCGAUCCUGCAGACAGCAGUAGCCCCGCCAGCCCCGGCCGGAGCAGGAAGUCACCCGCUGCAAGCGAUUGAUCGGCAUAACAAUCCACCACCGCCGUCGUAUGCCGUUUCCGUGCAGCACAAGCUGAGUAAGGCGGCGUCAGGAUACGCUACGACGCCACCUCCUUCGCCAUCCGCGCUCGGACACGACGCUGGCCACCCGGUACGCCACCCGACACCGGCUCCAGCAGGACCGGGUGCGUCCAGUGCAGCCCCGAAGCAGCCACUGCGCGCCAAACCGUCCUUGCCGGGACUGCCACCGAAUGUGCUUCCUUCCAAUGUGCCAGUGCCGGGCGGUCGGGGUGGCAGCGAUGGCGUGAACGGGCAUGGACCGUCGACAGGUGCUCCGCCGCAGGUGCUGCAACCGGGUGGCGGCAGCGGAAGCGCCACCAGCUCCAGUGGAGCCGGUUCCGGCUCAAGCGGUGGCUCACCGAACGAUCCACCAUCGUACGAUUCGACCAUGAUACUGCUGCAGAAGCACUCGUCUCCGAAGAAGGAACCACCGCCUGCCUAUCUGCGGGACGGUGGAGGUACACCACCACCACUGCCCCCAUCUCCCCACUGCCCGCCCGCGGCGAUCGAGCUGGACCAGUUGCAGCAGCAACAUCGCUCUAACAACGGCGGAGGUGUUGGCAGCAGCAACCACCACCCGCAGUCACAUCAGCACCAGCUUCAACACCAUCAUCACAUACACCACCAGCACCACAAUGGCCAUGGCUCUCCCGGUACCAUGGACAUGGGUGUCGGCGGCAGUAACGCCGGGGGUAACGCGAGCAGCUCCAAUCCGGGUGCAAACGGUAGCAGGAAUCACGGCGCGAACAGCGGUGCCGUUAAUGCCAGCAGUAACCUUAUGCAUUGCAACCACAAUCACGAUCACGCGGGUACACUGAUCCAUGCCGGCGGCAGUACUACGAGCAGCAGCAGCAGUAGUAGUGUCAUUAUCAUGAGCAACGGGAAAGCGGUUAGCAGCAGCAGCAGCAACUACGCGGUUGCCUCCAAUUCGCGGAUCGGUGGCGAUGACGGUGGACAAGAACAUCUUUCGCAUCACCAUCACCAUCUGCAUCACGCCAAUGCCGCUACCAAUGGGCCACCGUUGCAGCAGCCGGGAGACUCGAAGCAGCAGCUACCUUCGGGCAAGGUCUCGCUGAAAACGGGUUCCACGAUCGCGUCCUCGGGGCACGGGUUUACGGGUGCCCUCAAGAGCUUCGGUGCACUCAUGGUAGGCGGUCAACAGCAGCAGCAACAACAGCAACACCAGAACCACCACCACCAAAACCAUCACCAACAGCAACAUCAGACGCAUGAGCCGAAGCAGCGUGGCAUGGCGGCGGCCAGUGGUGGAGUACGAGGUAGCCUUAUGAAAACGGUUCGCUUUCCGAACGGUGGCGGUCGUAACGGUCCCGUACCGCCGGCUUACACGAACGGUGGCAGCUCCCUGCAGGACGUGGGACUACAGCCUCCGGUCACUGGAGGUGGUAGCGGAGGAGGAAGUGGCUCGGGUAGCAGUGAGUCUUCCCCGGCAACGACACCAACCUCAACGCAGGCGAUCACCGGUGGAGGAGCUGCGAAUGCGUCCUCCAGUGGUGGUGGUAGCAGCGCGGCUAGCGCCAAUACCGGUUCCAAUGGUGCCGGAAGUGGUGGUGGUGGCGGUGGUGGAGAAGAUGACCCGAACAAGAUCAAACACCAGUCUCCGAUCCCGGAACGGAAGAACCUGUCGAAGGAGAAGGAAGCGGAACGGUCCGAGUGCAAGGUGAAGCACUAUUCGCCCCAGGCGUACAAGUUUUUCAUGGAACAGCACAUCGAGAACGUGCUGAAAUCGUACUCACAGCGCAACUUCCGCAUCAAGCAGCUUGAGAGUGAAAUGUCGAAGCUCGACUUGCCGGAAGAGACCAAGAUCGAGAUGCGCAAGCUGCUGUGCCAGAAGGAGAGCAACUACAUCCGGUUGAAGCGGGCCAAGAUGGACAAAUCGAUGUUUGCCAAGAUCAAGACGAUCGGGGUCGGUGCGUUCGGUGAGGUGACACUGGUGAAGAAGAUAGACACCACCAAUCAUCUGUACGCGAUGAAGACACUGCGCAAGGCGGACGUGCUCAAGCGGAACCAGGUGGCACACGUGAAAGCCGAACGCGACAUCCUGGCCGAGGCGGACAACGAGUGGGUGGUGAAGUUGUAUUACAGCUUCCAGGAUAAGGACAAUCUCUACUUCGUCAUGGACUACAUACCGGGAGGAGAUCUCAUGUCGUUGCUGAUCAAGAAGGGCAUAUUCGAGCAAGACCUGGCCCGUUUCUACAUAGCCGAACUAACGUGCGCGAUCGACAGCGUGCACAAAAUGGGAUUCAUUCAUCGGGACAUCAAGCCGGAUAAUGUGCUGAUUGAUCGCAAGGGACACAUCAAGCUGACCGAUUUCGGGCUGUGCACCGGGUUCCGAUGGACGCACGAUUCGAAGUACUAUCAGAAAAACGACCAUGCCAGGCAGGACUCGAUGGAGGCAUGGAGUAAGUUUGGUUCGGAAAUUCCACCACCUCUGGAAAGGCGAAAAUUCCGGGAGAAAAACCGCGCCAAGGCACACUCGAUCGUCGGUACGCCCAACUACAUCGCACCGGAGGUGUUGCUGCGCAGCGGUUAUACGCAGCUGUGCGACUGGUGGAGUGUGGGCGUCAUCCUGUACGAGAUGCUAGUCGGACAGCCUCCUUUUCUGGCCAACACGGCUGAGGAAACACAGAUUAAGGUUAUCAACUGGCGGCAGACGCUGCGCAUCCCACCGGAGGCGCAACUGACGCCAGAAGCGAAGGACAUCAUACUGCGGCUGUGCAAGAACGAAGACGAACGGAUCGGGCGCAACGUGGACGAGAUCAAGUCGCAUCCGUUCUUCCGCGCGAUUGACUUCAGCAAGGAUCUGCGGAGCCAACAGGCACUGUACGAGCCCAAGAUCAAGUACCCGACGGACACGUCUAACUUCGAUCCGAUCGAUCCGGGCAGGCUGCAGGACUCGUCGUCGUCAUGUGACGACGGUGGGCACGGCAACCUGGAUGAGGUGUGCGACAGUGGGAAACCGUUCCACCACGGGUUCUUUGAAUUUACCUUCCGGCGGUUUUUCGACGACGAUUGUGAUCACAAAAUCACGCUCGACUCGAGUGAGGGGCAGGCGGAAGCUAUUUAUGUAUAAUAUAAUAAUUUACUAAUACUAUUAAUCUAUUCAGUAAUACCGAAUAUUAAGCCUAAAUAAUGAAUAUAAUUAUUGGUGUUGUGCGGGCGGUGCGUUCUCAGAGUCGUUGCGGUGUCGUUACGCGCUUGGUAGCGGGGUUACGGCCAAAAUGUUAUACCAUGCCCGAGGCGAUGAGGAAGGGACAGCUGGACGGAAGGAAAGGAAUCGAAUUCAACGCCGCGCUCUGGAAACAAGCAGAACGUAGCAGGGAAGAGCAAGGUUAACAAGUAAAAAGUGCUCUUAUAAAAGUAGGAAUUUUAGAGGCCUUGUUGCAGGAAAGGGAAGAAC